UCCGAGGUGAAAUAAACGCACCACAGUAGACAGAGUUGGCUUGCAGUUAUGUUAUGACUCCGUUAAAUUGCAUAUGUUAACAAUGAAAAUAACUGUUUGCUUUAUCUCCAGUUAACACGGAUAUAAUGCCGUGUUGUAGAUCUUUGCUCCCCCUGUGGGCUUUCUGAAGGUGGGUCUUUGGGAGGUUAUGAUAGCGGCUAACUACAGCCAGCUAACCAGAUCCAGCCUCCGUGAUUCCUCGGUUGGUUUACGAGGUGUCCUCUCAUGUCUGUCUGGGAAGUGUCUGAACUACAAACUUUGAAUCAGAUUCUUGGUUUGGUGCUUCAGUUUAUCACUGAUCAGUGUUCUGUUUCACAAAACGAAAAUAAGGUGCUGUCACUUCUACGAUGGAGCAGAGUCAAUAGUUAGAAGAGCAGCAGGAGGAAAUGUUUCUUCAUCAUAAGCCACUGCAUUAACACAGUUCAACAGGGGUGGGGCUCUUUUGGCCAUACUUUACUUUAGGUUCUACUUUGUGAAGCUGAGGAAAUGGCUUUCUUGGACAAUCCAACAAUUAUUCUGGCCCACAUCAGACAGUCUCACGUGACCAGUGAUGAUACAGGAAUGUGUGAGAUGGUUUUAAUAGACCAGGAUGUGGAUCUGGAGAAGUGUCAGCUAACUCUGGUGCCUGGCAGCAGCUGUGGAUCAUCUGGGUCAACCUCUCUUAGUGAAGGCAGUGGUAGCAUGGUGGACAAUCAUACCUGUGACCUCUCUCAAUCUAUGGACAUUACCUCCAGCUGGGAUUUUGGCAUCCGUCGACGGUCCAAUACAGCACAAAGACUUGAAAGACUAAGAAAAGAACGGCAAAACCAAAUCAAAUGUAAAAAUGUUCAGUGGAAGGAAAGGACAACCUCCCAUUCUGCGGAGGAUUUGGGGUCUCUGUUUGAAAAACGGGACUACAAAGACAGGCCGCAAACAACAGGGGCCAAAUCCACCUUAUCACUGCGACUGGAACAGUGUCCCCAGCAGCUCAACAAUCCGUUCAAUGAAUAUUCUAAGUUUGAUGGCAAGGGUCACAUUGGUACCACAGCUACCAAGAAGAUAGACGUCUACCUCUCAAUGCAGAUGGCUCAGGAGAAAGUGCAUCCAAUGACAGUGGUGACCAUCGCAAAUGCGCGUGUUCACGACCUCAUUGGACUCAUCUGCUGGCAGUACACAAGUGAGGGACGAGAACCCAAACUCAAUGAGAACGUGGAAGCCUACUGCCUCCACAUUGCUGAGGAUGAUGGUGAGGUGGAUACUGACUUCCCACCACUUGAUUCAAACGAACCAAUCCACAAGUUUGGCUUCAGCACUCUGGCAUUGGUGGAGAAGUACUCUUCACCUGGCUUGACUUCUAGGCAGUCACUGUUUGUCAGAAUAAAUGCUGCUCAAGGUUUCUCUUUAAUUCCUGUGGAUAGUCUGAAGGUAACCAUGAAGGAGAUCCUCCAGAAAGCACUCAAGAAAAGAAAAGGUUCACAGAAAGGAUCAGGGCCUAUGUAUCGACUGGAGAAGCAAAUGGAGCCAAAUGUUGCAGUAGACCUGGAUUCUACUCUGGAAAACCAGAACCAGCUGGAGUUUUGCCUGGUCAGAGAAAACAGCUCCAGAGGUGAGGAGAGCUCAGAGGAAGACCCUACUAUUGACAUCACCACAGUCCAAGACAUGUUGAGCAGUCACCACUACAAGUCCUUCAAAAUCAGCUUGAUCCAUAAGCUGCGUUUCACCACAGAUGUCCAGCUAGGCAUUUCAGGAGAAAAAGUAGAAAUCGAUCCUGUUACCAAUCAGAAGUUUUGGAUUCGACAAAAACCUAUCUCUAUUGACUCGGACCACCUUUGUGCCUGUGACCUUGUAGAGGAGAGAAGCCCCAGUCACUCCAUUUUUAAGAUUACUUAUCACAGCAACCAUGACUAUAAGGCUCUCUACUUUGAGUCUGAUGCUGCUACUGUCAAUGAAAUUGUGCUCAAGGUGAACUACAUCCUGGAGUCCCGGGCUAGCACUUCUCGGGCAGAUUACUAUGCCCAAAAGCAACGCAAACUCAGCCGCCGGACUAGCUUUAGUUUCCAGAAGGAGAAGAAAACUGGCCAGUAGAUGCACACUGCUGAUGGUCUGUCUCUGAGAAUGCACAGUUAUAUCCGUCAGAGGCCUUUCACUCCAGCACAAUGAGCAUCUUGGAUGUAUUUCAGGAUUUCAGAUACAGAGACCAGAAAACAGGAGUUAUUCUGCUUUCAGCUGUUGCAGGUUGAAUGCCUCUGUAACUCCCAUAAAAGAGCAGAAUUUAUAAGAAAGGUGAACUUAGUUCUUUUUCUAGAAUUUACACAUCGAUGUUUGGACAGGUUAGCUGUCGUGUUGCAGUCAGAUGUUUUCUUCAUUUACUGCCUCUGUAUUUGAGCACUGCUCUCCAGGAUGGAAGAAGUUAGGCAUGUGAACCUAACACAAUACGCUAAAUGCUGAACAUCAGUUUCAUUUCUCUAUUGUUAAUAGAUUUGAAUCCUCACAAUUUUUUAGGUAUUGUUAAUAGACAUUUUAUAAAGCCAAGGCUUUACACCUCAGGCAUGAGAGUUAUUUACGUUCUGCAGCCGAUGUAUUUGGUACUCUUAUCUUAAAGUAGCACUGUCAACAACAACAUCCCCUGUUAGAUAUUUCCACAGUACUGUUGUAAACGCUGUUCAUUACAAUGUGAUUUAUCCUUUCAAUUUGCAAAAUCUUCAUCAACACUUCAAGUUCUGUUCACAAACAUAAAAAAAUAACUCAUAAUAUUAUCUACAUAAUAAUAUAUAACAAUAUAUAUAUAUAUAUAUAUAUAUAUAUAUAUAUAUAUAUAUAUAUAUAUUCAUCCAUGAAUGUCUUGGAUUCUGUUUAGAAAAUGUGCAUGAGAUCACAGUGCAGAUAUUGCAGCGCUUGUUUUAUUUCCGGCACAUUUUGCUUUUUGAUGUCUACCUUAUUUUUGGCAUCAAUACCACAUGAAUAAAAUUGCUGUAAGAUUGUUUAACACAGUCAUCUAUAUUGUCAUAUUUACAUGAAUAAAAAUUUCUUUCAGAAUUA
Girardinichthys multiradiatus is the source of this 3057-nucleotide messenger RNA. RefSeq names its product MAPK associated protein 1 (gene mapkap1). The transcript has 13 exons. Gene Ontology annotation, biological process: TORC2 signaling. Gene Ontology annotation, molecular function: phosphatidylinositol-4,5-bisphosphate binding. Gene Ontology annotation, cellular component: cytoplasm; TORC2 complex; plasma membrane. Lineage: Eukaryota; Metazoa; Chordata; Actinopteri; Cyprinodontiformes; Goodeidae. The coding region runs from base 526 to 2103 and encodes 525 amino acids. The record is from RefSeq and is a predicted model, not a curated record.